Molecule: messenger RNA, 1671 nt
Organism: Chelonus insularis
Lineage: Eukaryota; Metazoa; Arthropoda; Insecta; Hymenoptera; Braconidae
Product: Golgi resident protein GCP60
Exons: 3
Coding region: 119-1564 (481 amino acids)
Cellular component (GO): Golgi membrane
Molecular function (GO): fatty-acyl-CoA binding
Source: RefSeq, a predicted model, not a curated record
GACACCUAAAUAAAACUAAGUCAAGGUAUUUGUUCAUCAAACAGACAUUAAACAAAACGUCAUAAAAUAAAUUGUUGUAUUUUCAUUACAAUUAAUCAAAUAUUUAAGUUAUUAACAAAUGGCUUCGACUGAAAGUGAUGUUUCAAAAAUUGUUGAAAAUGUUGACAAACUAAACAUAAAUAACCCUGAUCAAUCAACCACAAAAACGAUUGACAGUAAAGUGGGUGAAGAAUUAAAUUUUCAACCUCAUUUAUCUGGAUUUGAACUUAAAGAAUUGUAUAAAAUAGCCCUAAAUUUCUACAAAGAGAAAGAAGGCAAAGCCGUUCAUCUCUCAUAUGAAGACAAAUUAAAGUUAGUGGCAUUUACUCAACAAGCCACCCACGGAAAAUGUACGCCCGACAACUCACCGCCACUAGGAGUGUUAGAUGUAAUAGGAAAAGAUCGAAGAUUAGCAUGGCAAAAUUUAGGCGAUAUUUCAAAAGAACAGGCAAUGGAAGGAUUUAUUGUUUUACUAGACAAAUUGUGUCCUUUAUUCAAAACAGUAGUUGAAGCACAAAAACGAAACAUAGAGGAACAAAAACGAUUACAGAAAGAAGAAGAAGAGAGAAAAAUAGAGGAAGAUAGAAAAGCUAAAGAACUUGAAGAGGAGAAAAAACGUGAAGAAGAAGAACAACAAAAGCGAGAACAUCAAAGAAGACAAAUUCAAGAAGCUCUAAAUCAACAAACCUAUUAUCAAUUUAAAGCUUAUGCAGAACAACAAUAUCCUGGUAAUCCAGAACAACAAGGAGUGUUGAUUAGACAACUUCAAGAACAACAUUAUCAUCGUUAUAUGCAACAAUUGCACCAGAAUCGGUUAAUGAUUGAGGACAAUCCAGAAACUGAAAAAAUCGAAAAGAGUAGUAAAGAAAAUGAAGAUGAAAACAAAGCGGAGGGUGAUGAAGAGGAAGAAGAAGGUGUGGAAGCUACAGAAAAACCUAAUGAUGACGAUGAAGAUUCUGAUGAGCAAAUAGAUUGGCCUCCAAUUGAUUUACCUAAAAUGUGGACACGUCCAGGAGUUGAAGAAUUUAAAAACACCAUUAGAAGAGAAGCUGGUGAUGCUGUUAUUAAAGUUAGUCAUGGGGAAACAGUCACUGUAAGGGUUCCAACCCAUGAAGAUGGCUCUUGUCUUUUCUGGGAAUUUGCAACUGAUGGUUACGAUAUUGGAUUUGGUGUUUAUUUUGAAUGGUCUAAACCUGAUACCAAUCAAGUAUCUGUCCACAUCAGUGAAUCUGAAGACGAUUAUGAUGACGAUGCCGAAGAUUAUGAAUCAAGAGAUGAUUUAGAAAGUGGAGGAGUUGAUGGAGAUGUUAGAGCUGAAUUUAAACCAAGUACACCACCAAUUAGCGUCAUUGUACCUGUUUUUCGAAGAGACUCACAAGAAGAAGUUUAUAUAGGAAGUCAUAAAUAUCCGGGCCAAGGAAUUUAUCUUCUUAAAUUCGACAAUUCAUAUUCUCUAUGGAGAAGUAAGACUCUUUACUAUCGUGUGUAUUAUACUCGACCGGAUUUUACGAAUGAGCCCAUUUAAAUCUUAAUUCUAGUCAAGUUUAAAUAAAGUGACGUCAUAAAUCAAGACCAUGAAUUAAAAAUAUUAUUUUCUGUUCAUUUUAUUAAAAACGCACUGUCAACAAUAUA